CGGUUUGCCCAAAAAACGUCACUGUUAAUGCAUAGAGAGAUCGAGCAAAAAAAAAAAAAACAAGAUCCUUUUUACAUGAAAGUGUCCUUCUUUCUCUUCACGUUUUCUGCUAAGGCGUUGUUGAAGAUUUCAACUUUAUGCUUCAACUUGGUUUCCAAUGUGAUGUUAUCCCCUUACGUGUGGUUUGUUAUCGUUCAGAAAUUACUUUGUCUUUGUUUGAGAUCGAUGCCGGUCUCGGGAUUGACCCUUUUGUCGUCUUUCUAAGAUAAGAAGAAGCAUGUUCUUGAUUAUUCUGGGCUUCCUCUUUUUUCUCACGCACUGCAAAAACAGUCGAUUCUAUACUUUUUGUCUAAGCGUUGUGGGUUUAUUCUAUUGUGGGUUUCUUGGAUGUGGUUUUGUUUGACUGAUCAUCUCUCUCUAUGAUUUUGUUUUCAGUCUGAAACAGUAGAUUUAUCCUCUCAUCUCUGUAACUGUUGGUUUCAUUGUUCUUUAUCAAAGCCAUUCAGAUUCAAGUUUUUUUCUUUAAAUUCCCAUUUAAAAUGGAUGAAGAAAACAACACUCGUAUGGAAGAUGCUUAUGCUUGUGGGGAAGAAGAAGAAUAUGCGUGUGGAGAUCCAAAAGUUGAUGUUCGUGUUGGAGACGAAUAUCAGGCUGAGAUACCUUCUUUGAUGAUAUCUGAAUCCCAACGUGCAGCAUAUCUUUCCAAUCCUCUAGCUUCGGGUCUCGAAACUAAUGCCAUAGCUGUGGGACUACCCGUUGACAUCAUGUGGAUAGACACCACCAAACUUAAAGACGAGGAUGAUAAUGUAGACAUGAGCGAGUCUCUCAAAUCUCUGAAAACUAAAAGAAACAAGCAAAAGAUGAUGAUGAAUCUUGAAGCUGUCCCUGAGAGAUCAUCAUCCAGCGCUUGGGAAGAUUUGGAGGUAGAUGCCUUUGUUCUUGCUCUAUAUACAUUCGGGAAGAACUUUACUCAGAUAAAGCAGUUCCUGGAGAGCCAAGAAACAGGACAACUCCUUUCUUUUUACUACGGAAAGUUCUACAAUUCUACUAAGCACAAGAUUUGGUCAAACUCCCUUAAGAAACGGAAAUGCAUUCAAGGGAAGAAGCUCUACUCAGGCUGGAGACUACAUCAGUUGCUGUCCCGUUUGCUUCCCAGCAUUGCUGAUGAAUCUCUGAAAACAAAGCUUGCGAAUUUCUCCAAGUCAUUUGCUGAAGGGAAUACUACAUCUCUGGAGAAAUACAUCAGCGCUGUGAAGGAGCUAGUGGGUCUCCGGUCUCUUGUAGAGGCUGUAGCCAUCGGUACUAAAGAAGAUCUGACUGUCCUAACAACAGAACCUGUAAAUUCAAAGCAAUGGUUCACAGUUUCCUCCUCCUCUGCUGCGGUGGUUCCUGCUGGUUUAGGGGUUUACAGUUCACUCACAUCUGCUGAAAUCAUCGAAAAACUGAGUGGUGGUUCCCGUCUAAGCAAGGCACGUUGCAAUGAUAUCUUCUGGGAAGCUGUGUGGCCACGUUUGCUAGCCAGAGGGUGGCACUCUGAGCAGCCAAAAGACCGUGGUAAAGACAACAUUGUCUACCUCAUCCCUGGGGUAAAGAAGUUCUCGAGACGAAAACUUGUUAAACAGAAUCAUUACUUUGAUUCUAUCAGUGACAUCAUCAAAAAGGUUGUUUCCGAUCCAGAGCUUCUUGAGUUUGAUGAUGAGGCAGCAGCAGAGAUCAGACCUCCUCCCAAUGGAGGUGGAAUCGUAGAAGAGAAUCAAUCAAAGCAAGAAAAACGCCGUUACCUAAAGUCUCCAGACUCUUGUUUGAAGUUCACUGUUGUGGACACUACUAGUUUGGCUUCAGGAGGCAAGCUGUGUGCAUUUAGAGAGCUGAGGAAUCCAGAAUCUCAAUCAAAGGCUUGUCAAGGAGAUAACAAGUCUUCUUGUGUGGGUGUAGAGAAGAAGGAUGGUAAAGAAUGUAAGUGGGAAAAGAGACGAAUGAAGAAACUGGUGGAAGAGCCUGUGAGGUUCAUGAUUGUGGAUACAAGUGUGCAGUCAUCAGGGAUAAUAAGGAGACGGAGACGUUUGCCUGCUAAUGAGAAUCUCUGCAAUCCAUCAUCAUCGGAGAAUGUGACUUGGGAGGAGAAUGUUCGGUCAAAGAAGAGGUCUGUCCGAAGAUCAGAAUCUGUUAACAAUCAUUCUCUUAGUUCAUUUCCUUUGCCAAAACGAAGGCGGCUCAGUGCGUGUGUGAGGAAAGAUAUAGAACGUUUUGGUGAAAGUUGUGUGUCCAACUUACCAGAAGAAAUCAAGACUGACAAAUCAGAAGAAGCUGGAAACAGGAUAGAGAUUCUGAGGCUAAAGACUGAACCAAGUGAGUUAUGUUCUAUACACGAAGUCGGUUCAUCAGAAAAGCAACAAGAAGAGGAAGCAAAGCAGUUGUUGUGUUCUUCAAAGGAUAAGUUUGAAGAGAAACUGAUCCAACUUCCUUCCAUGUCAGGCUCAGAAAAGAUGAAUUCUCCUUCCACUGACCAUGGAACUACUCAAGAAACUGCUUCAAUAAAACAAGAAGAAGAAGGAGAGGAAAACCAACAGAUAAAGUCAGAUCCUCCAAGAAGACAGAGCACAAGAAAGAGGCCACUGACCACUCGUGCUCUUGAAGCUCUUGAAUCAGGUUGUUAUACGGCAAAGACCUUGAAAAGUACUCCCAAACCUAUAAAACGUGAAAGGUCUGCAAGGAUCAAGCACUCACGUAACAGAGCUCAAGGCGAGUCGGACAAUGGUUUUCUUGUACAGGAAACCACAUCAAGUAAACCGCUGGACCAAAUAGAGUGUUCGGAACCGAGCUUUCUUGCAGAUAAAGCAACAGCAGCGAGUAAGCCUGUGGAUCAAACAGAGGAUUCGAACAAUGUGAUAACCGAGUUCCCUAAACGUCCUCCCAUUCUCUUGAAACUUCCCUUCAAGCGAAGCUGAAGAUGGCAUUUAACUUUCCCAAGAAAUGUGUAUAGAAAAAAAAAACUCUUGUUUUUCCUUUUUUUUCUCUUUUAAAAUUUUGUUUUUUAUAAACUCUUUUUUCUAUUUAAAAUGUUUGUUGAUCUAAUAGUUUGCUCUCCUUUUGUUUUGUUCACAAA
Raphanus sativus (radish) is the source of this 3106-nucleotide messenger RNA. RefSeq lists its product as uncharacterized. NCBI's taxonomy places the organism in Eukaryota, Viridiplantae, Streptophyta, Magnoliopsida, Brassicales, Brassicaceae. Gene Ontology annotation, molecular function: transcription corepressor activity. The transcript is spliced from 3 exons. The record is from RefSeq and is a predicted model, not a curated record. Bases 540 to 2948 code for a protein of 802 amino acids. Gene Ontology annotation, cellular component: nucleus.